UUUCCGCCGGGUUCGACUUUUUCCGCCAAGCUCUCAAGUCCCUCCAUUUUGUUGUAUGUGCUGUUGGCAAGAGAAGUACAAAAAAAAAACUGUUGUCGUUUAUAACGAUAUUCUAGCAAUGGACGGUAUGGGAGAUGUUGCAGUUGGUGUGAAGAGAGGAUCAGAUGAGCUGAUGUCAACCAGUGUCUACAACAGUGGAUCUGACAUGAGCAGUAUCGGUGAUGUUACAGCCAAUGGGAGCGACAGUAAAUCCAAUGGGAGCGACAGUAAAAAGCUGAGAGUGGAAGACCGGAUGGAGGCCCCUCCCUCUCGUGUGCUGCACAUCAGAAAACUGCCCAAUGAAACUUCAGAAUCGGAGGUCAUUGCCCUGGGGUUACCUUUCGGGAAGGUCACAAAUAUCCUGACGCUUAAGGGGAAAAACCAGGCUUUCUUGGAGCUGGGCACAGAGGAAGCAGCGAUAACCAUGAUCAACUACUACUCUACUGUGACACCGCAUGUUCGGAACGUCCCCGUAUUCAUUCAGUAUUCCAACCACAAAGAACUCAAAACAGAUAGUGGAAACCAGCGGGCCCAGGCGGUCCUGCAGGCGGUGUCAGCGGUCCAAGGAGGAGGUACUCCUGCGUCUGGCUCCAUUGUAGAUCUAACCGCUGCGUCCAGCCCUGUGCUCAGAAUAAUCAUUGAUAACAUGUUCUACCCAGUCACUCUGGAUGUGCUGCAGCAGAUCUUCUCAAAGUUUGGAACAGUCAUGAAGAUCAUCACAUUCACCAAGAACAACCAGUUCCAGGCUCUGCUGCAGUUCAAUGACCCACCCACUGCCCAGCAAGCCAAAAUAGCCCUGGAUGGUCAGAACAUCUACAACUCGUGCUGUACGCUCCGCAUCGACUACUCCAAGCUGGUCAACCUGAACGUCAAGUACAACAACGACAAGAGCCGCGACUACACCCGGCCAGAGCUCCCUGCAGGGGACGGACAGCCUGCCAUGGACCCCAACAUGGCUGCUGCCUUCCAAGGCAAGGACUCCAACUCUCUGCUCGGUGGCCUGAGCCCGCUGAAUGCUGCCGCGGCGGCGGCUGCUGCUGCAGGGAGGGUAGCUCUGUCCGGUCACUCUGGCGCCAGUGGCGUGCUCCUGGCCUCCAACCUCAACGAAGAGAUGGUUACGCCCCAAAGUCUGUUUACUCUCUUCGGGGUGUAUGGUGAUGCCCAGAGGGUGAAGAUCCUCUACAAUAAGAAAGACAGUGCUCUGAUACAGAUGGCUGAUGCCAACCAAGCCCAGCUAGCUAUGAGUCACCUGAAUGGGCAGAAGAUGCAUGGGAAACCAAUCAGGGUGGCUCUGUCUAAGCACACCUCGGUGCAGCUGCCCAGGGAUGGACUGGAUGACCAGGGCCUCACCAAAGACUUCACUAACUCACCCCUGCACCGCUUCAAGAAGCCUGGCUCCAAGAACUUCCAGAAUAUUUUCCCUCCCACCACUACUCUUCACCUCUCCAACAUCCCAACGGACGUUUCCGAGGAAGACCUCCGACUGCUGUUCUCCAACGCCGGGGGGACCGUAAACGCAUUCAAGUUCUUUCAGGAUCACAAAAUGGCGCUGCUCCAGAUGUCAACGGUGGAGGAGGCCAUCCAGGGUCUGAUCGACCUCCACAACUACAACAUGGGUGACAACCAUCACCUGAGAGUCUCCUUCUCCAAAUCCACCAUCUAAACUUAUGCAUAAUGAUCGAUCCUCCACAACAUCCAUCGCUUUCUGUUUUCCCUAGCAGAUUUUUGGCUGGCCAUUUGUUAAACCCUGUUGACUCGUUCCAGACUCUGGGGACCACGUUUGGACCUUAUUGUUUCUUUCUAAGUGUUAUCAGUCAUUCCUUCAGAGAACCAGAAACCCAAACCGGGGGGAGAAAUUGUUGUACUUCUAUGUUUUGAGGACAUUUUAACCCCUUCACCUGAUUCUGACCCCUGUGUUAGUCCCAUACCCCCUGAUUCUGACCCCUGUGUUAGUCCCAUACCCCCUGAUUCUGACCCCUGUGUUAGU
This is a messenger RNA of Oncorhynchus tshawytscha (Chinook salmon), 2026 nucleotides long. RefSeq names its product polypyrimidine tract-binding protein 2. Gene Ontology annotation, molecular function: mRNA binding. The record is from RefSeq and is a predicted model, not a curated record. Gene Ontology annotation, biological process: regulation of RNA splicing; mRNA processing. Lineage: Eukaryota; Metazoa; Chordata; Actinopteri; Salmoniformes; Salmonidae. The coding region runs from base 56 to 1702 and encodes 548 amino acids. The transcript is spliced from 13 exons. Gene Ontology annotation, cellular component: nucleus.